CGUAGUUUCAGACUUAGCCCACAGUAUAAGAUUUUAUGUGUCUACGAAUGUCACUGUAUCGGACGAUUUAGUCAGAGUUUGAAGCAGAUUUAAAGACAAUAUUAUUAAGUGCGCGAUACGCUACAAAUAUGGCAAGCCAAAAUUAUUUAAGUGAUCCAAAAAAUCCGUUCUUCUCUCUCGAGGAUGAUAUAGACGACGAAACUUUUCUAAAAAGUGCACCACCAAGAUCUGGUCUUACGACUUACAAUCAGUAUAAUAAUUUUGACAAUGGCCUCGAACAAAAACGUCAACAAUUAUUGCAACGAAAAAAGGAAAUAGAAGAACGUACAAUACAAUCAACAAAAAGGUCUAUUUCGCUUUUAAGAGAUUCCGAACAGAUUGGAGCUGCUACUGCAGAGGAACUCAUUAGACAGAGAGAACAAUUAGAAAGAACAGAGAAAAGAUUGGAUGAUAUUAAUAGCACAUUAAGGUUUAGUCAAAAACAUAUCCAAGGAAUAAAAAGUGUAUUUGGAAGCCUUAAAAAUUACCUCAGUGGUAAAUCAAUGGAUGCACCAAUACCGUCAACUAUAUUAUCAGAAUCUUCUAGCUCUGAAUCUAUGACAUCUCCUGCUCUAUCUAAUUCAUUAGAACAAGUACAGACUAAUAUAGCUAAUACAAGUCCAGCAUUAAAAUUACAUGGCUUAGAUAAUGAUAUAGAAACAAAUUCUUUAAGCAAUAAUGUGAGCAAAGUAUUAGAACAAAAUUUAGAUGAGAUGAGUGGUUCAUUAGCUAGAUUGAAAGGUUUAGCAAUAGGACUGUCGGAAGAAAUAGAUCUACAAAAUGACUUGAUCGACAACAUAACAGAUAAAGCAGAAAAGACAGAUAUUAUGCUUCAAAAACAAAAUAAAGACCUAACUCAUUUAUUAAAAAAAUAAGUCAUAUAUGUGCAAUAGAUAAGAUUUU
Messenger RNA from Bombus impatiens (common eastern bumble bee), 942 nucleotides. RefSeq names its product synaptosomal-associated protein 29 (gene Snap29). Lineage: Eukaryota; Metazoa; Arthropoda; Insecta; Hymenoptera; Apidae. Gene Ontology annotation, cellular component: SNARE complex; plasma membrane. The coding region runs from base 129 to 914 and encodes 261 amino acids. The transcript has 2 exons. The record is from RefSeq and is a predicted model, not a curated record. Gene Ontology annotation, molecular function: syntaxin binding; SNAP receptor activity. Gene Ontology annotation, biological process: exocytosis; synaptic vesicle priming; synaptic vesicle fusion to presynaptic active zone membrane.